AUGUUUUUGAGGAUGGGAUAUAGGGGCAUGUCGUCCGACGAAUCUGACUCUGAAGGCAAUAGGUUCAAAGUACAUCUUUGCCCCUGGAGACACCCCAAUGUAACUCAGUGGUUGCACGCCAUCGAUGCGUUGGGGCUGGCCAUGCGUAAAAAUGCGAACCUGAAGCAAGGAUCUUCUCAACGCGAACGCGAGCCUAGCACUAAACCCGGUGAUCCCACCCGUUUCGUUCGUGGCCUACCUAGGAACUCGUAUGAGCCUACGUGGUUAGAUAAUCCAGACCACAUCCAAUUCGACGUGAGACCCACCGAUGAGGUCUACAACUUUGUGCACGACAGAGAGGUCUACAGCUAUUUACUUGCACAUAUGCAACGACAAUAA
This is a messenger RNA of Psilocybe cubensis, 378 nucleotides long. RefSeq lists its product as uncharacterized. Lineage: Eukaryota; Fungi; Basidiomycota; Agaricomycetes; Agaricales; Agrocybaceae. The transcript is spliced from 2 exons. The coding region runs from base 1 to 378 and encodes 125 amino acids. The record is from RefSeq and is a predicted model, not a curated record.